This is a messenger RNA of Entamoeba dispar SAW760, 813 nucleotides long. RefSeq lists its product as uncharacterized. Bases 1 to 813 code for a protein of 270 amino acids. The record is from RefSeq and is a predicted model, not a curated record. The transcript has 2 exons. Lineage: Eukaryota; Evosea; Mastigamoebida; Endamoebidae.
AUGAAAACAAUAUUAUGUAAUAAAUCAUAUCCCAUUUUCUGUAAUCAAAUAAAAUUUCUUGAAAUUACUAUAGAACAUCCAGUUUUAAUUUUAAUCUCUUGUUUUUCAAUUAUUAUGUCAUUUAAUUUGUGUUGGAUGGUUCAUUCAAAAUUAUCUCAUUUAGUAAAUGGAAAAGUAGAUUAUAUAGUGAUGUAUUUUUUAUUAGGUAUUUGGUAUUUUAUGUACAUGCUAGAUCAUUGUAUUUUUGUAAUAGAUAAUAUUAAAUUAACUAUUACCAUUCUAGUAGAAGUGUUUAUAUUAGUACUUUUUUCUUUUUCUUUUUUAAAUUCAUCAUUAAUUGAAUUUACUCAUAAAUAUCACUCUAAUUUACUACAAUUUAUUCGUCCAUUUGUUUGUUGUUGUAUUAGUGUUAUUUGUUACAUUCUUAUUUUUAUUGGUUAUCAAAUAUCAAAUGUUAUGUUUGAAGUGUUAUGGUUAUGUUCAGUGUUUCUUCCAAUUUUUAUUUCUCUUUUAUUAUACCUAUAUCAAAUCAUUUGUUCAACUCAUCGAUUUAUCCUUAUUGUUUUAUUCAUUAUUUCAACUGGAAUUGCCUUAAUGGGUAUUGUAGUAUUUUUUCUUUAUGAUAAAAACAAGUGUAAUUGGUUAUCUCCAUAUCUUGGAUCAGAUGAAAUUAUGAUGACAUGUAUUAUUUCAUCAAUGUGGUUAUUCUUUCGUUUCUUUAAGAAACACAAAGAGGAAUUAACAAAUGGAAAAAAGAUUGGUCAAAUUGAAUUUGAAGGAAAACUUGUUGAUGUAGAACUUGAGGUGAAGUAA